AUGGCUAUCUCUACUUCAAGAAGAGUAAAAGCUCUUGUGGAUCUAGCUACGGCUGCAGCAAUACUCCUUAACUUGUUUAUAUAUUUUUACCCCGAUCUAUUAAACGCUCCUGGACAAUGCAACUGGGCCAAUGCGGAACAAUUGAGACCAAAGUACGAUGUUUUGAAUUAUAUACCAUCGAAAUAUCUACAGGCGAUCUUAUUUAGAUUUCCCCAAUUGCUUGAGGCAACAAAACAGACCUACAGCGAGGAUGAGAUUCAUAUGCUUUUGUUUGGAGAUCCUCAGAUUAAUGGCAACUGGCCACUGACAAAGUAUAUCAAAAGGCUUGAUAACUAUGGCAAUGACUACUAUUUAGGUCACAUUUAUACUACAAUGUCGCAACGGUUGCACCCGUCUCAUGUUGCUGUAAUGGGCGACUUGUUCUCUAGUCAAUGGAUAUUGGAUUCAGAGUUUUACAAUCGAACUUAUAGGUAUGUUGAAAGGCUAUUCCCACAAGGCUAUGACUAUAAACAACACGUUUUAGAGACACAUCAAAAGCAUGAAAACUAUGACUGGAAUAAGUGGUUAUUAGACGAAAAGAAAAUGGAUCCUGUAGCUAGAUACAAUUCAAGAGUUUACGAGGAUGUAUACGACUGGAUAUAUCGAGAUAGAAAAACACCCAACUUGGAAAACCCGUUGUUUAUCAAUCUUACAGGAAACCACGACAUUGGGUACAGUGGUGAUGCGACAUGGCAACAUAUGGCUAGAUUUCAUCAUUUGUUUGGUCAAAAUAACUAUGUUAUUAAUUAUAAUAGAGGCACUGAAAGGGAAUGGAGAAUUGUUGUUUUAGACUCUAUGAGUUUAGAAGGACCGGCUUUACAGCCUGAAUUUUCAAAUUAUACUUGGUCAUUUUUAGAGAAUUUAAGGGACAAAGGUAAUCCCAGUUUCAAAGGUUCAACAAUAUUGUUAACUCAUAUUCCAAUGUAUAAAAAAGCAGGGUUAUGUAAGGAUGGACCCGAACACAAAUACUAUAUUGACAACAAGAGAGAACCGUACAAGAAUGGUCUUUUGAGGUCACAAAAUCACUUAUCCUACAAUACCACUCAGAGGGUAUUGAACAUUGUUUUUCCUAAUGCCGAUCAAAAUGGCAUAAUUCUCACAGGUCACGACCAUGAGGGUUGCGAUGACUACUAUAACUUUGUAGAUGGCCAGUGGGAGGCAUCUAAAGAGGAAAAGAAAUCUCCCCGUCGGCCAAUUAGAGAGAUUGUUGUUAAAUCAAUGAUGGGCGAUUUUGAUGGACAAACAGGAAUACUAACAGGUCAAUUCAAAAGUGGUCAUUGGCAAUUCAUGUUCACGUAUUGCUCCUUCACCGUGCAACAUUGGUGGUGGGCAAGCAAAAUCAGCAUGAUCAUAGUAAUCUUUUUACAAUCCGCUAUUAAACUAGCUUCAAUAUAG
Molecule: messenger RNA, 1434 nt
Organism: Lodderomyces oxycetoniae
Lineage: Eukaryota; Fungi; Ascomycota; Pichiomycetes; Serinales; Debaryomycetaceae
Exons: 1
Coding region: 1-1434 (477 amino acids)
Biological process (GO): GPI anchor biosynthetic process
Cellular component (GO): endoplasmic reticulum
Source: RefSeq, a predicted model, not a curated record